GCACCUUUUUGUACCCAGAUCUUAGCAGACUAUGGAGCCGAUGUUAUCAAAGUAGAAGCUAUUUGUAAAGGAGAUGACACUCGACAUUGGAUGAUGCCAGGAGAAAUCGCCAAAUGGAAAAAGUCAAAGGGUCCAAUGUCAAACUACUUCUCCGCUGUGAAUCGAAAUAAGCGGUCCCUUACGCUAGAUAUAAAGCACCCAGAGGGCAAAAAGGUUCUAACGCGCCUUGCAGAAAAGGCGGAUGUCCUGGUCGAAAACUUCAAGCCAGGCACCAUGGACCGACUUGGUCUGGGAUAUGAAUAUCUCAAGGAAAGGAACCAAAAACUGAUAUAUGCAAGCAUUUCUGGAUAUGGAACAACAGGGCCAUAUUCCAACCGCGGAGGAUAUGAUCCAAUAGCUGGUGCUGAAGCCGGACUCCUCCAUGUGACUGGGGAGCACAACGGACCACCCGUACGGCCUGGAAUCGGACUAGUGGACAUGGCAACUGGUCUAUACCUUCAUGGGGCCAUCCUCGCAGCUUUAACUGCUCGUUCGAAGAACGGCAAGGGUCAGAGAGUAGAUGCAUCUCUUUUCGAGACACAAGUAAGCCUUCUCACCAAUGUGGGCCUGGCUUGGCUCAACCUAGGGAUCGAGGCACAGAGAUGGGGUUGCCAACAUCCUAGUAUCGUUCCGUACAACGGUUUCAAGACCAAAGAUGCCUUUCUAGUCUGUGGUGCUACCAAUGACGCCCAGUUCGCCUCUCUUUGCAAGGUCUUGGGAGUCGAAAACCUUCUGAAAGACGAAAGAUUCAGCACAAAUCCUAAGCGUGUUCAUCAUCGGGAUAUUCUGAACCCCCUUCUAGACAAUGUGUUCGAAACCAAAACAACAGCGGAAUGGGCCGAGAUUUUCGACGGGACAGGCCUUGCCUUUGCCCCUAUAAACAACAUGGAGCAGACGUUUGCGCACCCACAAGCCGAUGCACGAGAUAUGGUUACUCAGAUCAACGUAGAUGCCACUGAGUCCGGUCAUCUCCGCCUGAUCGGUCCAGCAGUGAAGUUCGGAACAACCGUUGCGAGCUUGAGAGAGCCGCCGCCAAGCCUCGGUCAGCACACCGCGGAGAUAUUGCAUGAGCUGGGCAUUGAUGCCGCCGGUGUGGAAGCACUAAAAGAGAAAAAGGUGAUUUAA
This is a messenger RNA of Clonostachys rhizophaga, 1164 nucleotides long. Lineage: Eukaryota; Fungi; Ascomycota; Sordariomycetes; Hypocreales; Bionectriaceae. The record is from the annotation of a GenBank genome assembly.